UUUAUUUGCCAUGUCUCAAGAUAACGUUCUCUUCCAAGACUUGUUUGACAUCAAGGACAUUAACCCCAAUGGCAAGCGCUUUGACAGAGUGUCUCGUCUGCUUGCCCGUUCUGAGAAUUACGAGAUGGAUUUGACAUUGGAUUACAACUCUGAGAUCUACCCUCUCGAAGUUACCGACAAGGUUUCUUUGGUCUUGGCCUCUUCGCUCUCUCUUGAGGCUGUGACUGAAUCUGCCGUGACAAGUGCCGGUGCUGGUGCCGGUACAGCUCCCGAGAAGCGUGAGAGCUGGCGCGAACGUGCACCUGGAGAGCGUGAUUUGAGCGAUGAGUACGAAUAUGUUAUGUUUGGUAAGGUGUACCGUUAUGAUGAUGCUGCUAGUGGAAACGGUGCCACUGCCUUGUCAGUUGGCCAGAGAGUAUCUGUCUAUGCUUCAUUUGGUGGAUUGUUGAUGUGCUUGGAGGGUGAUUAUAGACAUUUGCAGAACAUCACCGUAGGAGAGAACAUCUAUCUCUUGCUGAGAAAGUAGUUUGAAUUAACUAGUUAAUUAAUUUACUAUAAAAAAAACCCCCACAAAAAAGUCAAAAAGAGAUACAGAGAGAAAGAGGUCAAAUUCACAUAUAUAUAUAUACACAAAACAAUACGCAUCUUCUUCUUCUUCUUCUUCUUUAAUUCACUGUUCUUCACCCAUUAUCCAUGAUAUAUUUCUGUUUUUCUUUUUUGAAUAUAUAUAUAAAAUUAAUAACCAAAGU
Messenger RNA from Phycomyces blakesleeanus NRRL 1555(-), 749 nucleotides. RefSeq lists its product as hypothetical. The record is from RefSeq and is a predicted model, not a curated record. Gene Ontology annotation, molecular function: DNA-directed RNA polymerase activity. NCBI's taxonomy places the organism in Eukaryota, Fungi, Mucoromycota, Mucoromycetes, Mucorales, Phycomycetaceae. The transcript has 3 exons. The coding region runs from base 11 to 526 and encodes 171 amino acids. Gene Ontology annotation, biological process: DNA-templated transcription. Gene Ontology annotation, cellular component: RNA polymerase II, core complex; RNA polymerase III complex; RNA polymerase I complex.